UGUGCAGUAGGCUGCAGUGGGAGGAGGCACUUUUUUUUUUUUUUGGGGAUAUCUGGGGCUUUGCCAAGGCGGCAGGGCAGAUUUUGAACCGCAGUGGCGCACAGUGACAUAACACUUUGGUGUUUUCAAGACUGAGGACAGUCGCAAAAACGUUACCAACCAAUGAAACCUGCCUCUGACAAGGAAGCAAAAACACUUGGAGCGAUGCGUGAAAUGUGAUUUGUCCGGACGGUUUGAGCCACAACUUCUGCGAGUUUGAAGGAUGUUUUGGAGAUGGCCUGAACUUUUUCUUUCUUUCUUUCUUUUCUCUAGAGUUAACAGUAAAAACAUAUAGUUUACGGAGUAGCAGGAGAGCUCGGAGCAUGCAGCGCGUAGAAACCAACUCGGGUUGAUUCCCCAAUCUGGACUCCCUGUUUUUGUCUUUCCUCUCAGGCCCGGGUCGGGCGAGGAGAUGAGUGCUCAGGAUGGGACUGUGCCUCGGUACCGAAGUUACAGAGGAGGAGAAGAAGGCGAGGAUACACAGUGCCAAGAUAGACAGAGACCUGUACGAGUACGCCAAGCGGGAGAUGAAUGUGGUUAAAAUACUCCUACUAGGUGCAGCAGAGAGCGGUAAAAGCACUUUGGUCAAACAGAUGAAGAUCAUCCACAGUAAUGGAUUCACCAAGCAAGAGCUCACCAGCUUCAAGCCUGCAGUGCUGGAUAACCUCCUGACCUCCAUGAAGUUUGUCCUCCACGGCAUGGGUGUCCUCCGGAUCAACCUGGCUAACAACAGGAACAAGGUCCACGCUCAUACUGUCCUGUCAUGUGGACGGUGUUUUGACGAAGAACAGGUGCUGUUUCCUUUCCUUGGCCACGCCCUGUCCUGUCUGUUGGCCGACCAGGGGGUGAGGGUGGCGGCAGCCCGAGGAUACGAGUACGAGCUCAAUGACUCAGCGCUGUAUUUUUUUGAGAACCUGACCCGCAUCACGUCUCCAGAUUACGUGCCCACAGAGACAGACGUUCUGCGAGUACGACUGAGGACGACCGGCGUCAUAGAGACCCAGUUCAAAGUCAACCAUCUUAUUUUCAGGAUGUACGAUGUUGGAGGCCAGAGAACAGAGCGGAGGAAGUGGAUUGGUUGUUUCGAGGACGUCAGGGCGGUGCUGUUCGUGGUGUCGCUCAGCGGUUACGACAUGACCCUGGUGGAAGACCCCUCCGUGAAUCGUCUUCAGGAGAGCCUGAAACUCUUCUCCUGCAUCUGCAACAACGUUUUCUUCCGCAGCACAUCCAUGAUUUUAUUCAUGAACAAGAUAGACCUUUUUCAAGACAAGAUUUUACACUCUGGGCGACAUCUGCGGCUAUACCUGCCACAGUUUAAAGGUGCAGACUGCGAUGUGGAUUCGUCUGCCCGCUUCAUCGCCGCCACCUUCGUCUCGCUCAACGCUACUCCCAGCAAACUCAUCUACCACCACUUCACCACUGCGACAGACACCUCCAACAUCCAGGUCGUCUUCCAGGUGGUUAUGGACACGAUAAUCAAAGAGAACCUGGAGGCUGUGUCGCUCCUGUAACCCAGUGCCGGCGCAGGUCCGAGACAUUACUGGACAGCCGGUACAGUCGCCCUUCAGGUGUCUCAUUUAUAAAGACGUGAAGACUGUCUGCUCCAAAAACGUAUUGUCUGAUUCAUAUCUGAAGGUGCAGCCUGGAAGCUCUGACGCUCUUUGCCACUGGUGCAUUUCAUCCCCUGAUGCUCGAUUUCAUGUAGCUUAGAAAAACUCUUUCAAAUGACGUUGAAGAAGAAGGGACACCUGGCUGAUCCUUUGUUUAGGGGUCGAGCCCUAAAAUGUUGAUUUUUGAAACCUUGUGUUGCGAGUAAUGGGCAUUUAUAUUUUUGUACUAUAUACAAAAUGUACUAUACUAUAAAAUCAAAGUUUGUGUGUGUGUGUGUGUGU
Messenger RNA from Perca flavescens (yellow perch), 1931 nucleotides. It is a transcript of the gene gnav1, whose product is annotated as guanine nucleotide binding protein (G protein) alpha v1. The record is from RefSeq and is a predicted model, not a curated record. Gene Ontology annotation, biological process: Rho protein signal transduction; adenylate cyclase-modulating G protein-coupled receptor signaling pathway. NCBI's taxonomy places the organism in Eukaryota, Metazoa, Chordata, Actinopteri, Perciformes, Percidae. The coding region runs from base 465 to 1550 and encodes 361 amino acids. Gene Ontology annotation, cellular component: heterotrimeric G-protein complex; cytoplasm. Gene Ontology annotation, molecular function: guanyl nucleotide binding; G protein-coupled receptor binding; G-protein beta/gamma-subunit complex binding. The transcript is spliced from 9 exons.